AUUAUUAGCGUGAUAUUUAUGGGGAAAGAGGAUAUUUUAGAGUGGAAUUCCAAUCAUUCAUAGCGAUGGCUCUCUGCAACUUCUUCUUUGCUCCCUCUCUUCUGCAUCGUCCCUCACAUCUUCCUCGUCAAUUUUUGUGUGCCAAAGCUUCCUUAAGCUCUUCCUCCCACGAAUCUAAAGCACAGCAGAGUGUUUCUUCUGGAACUUCCGCCGCCACCGCUCCUUCUUCCUCCACUUCUUUCGUCGAGUCUAGGCCCCCUGACCCCGCCUUCAACUACACCCUCGCCAACCCCAACGGCAGCCCCCUCGUUAGGUUCGUUCGAGCCACCGAGUCUUCCAUUGAAAGGGUAAUUUUCGACUUCCGUUUCUUGGCGUUAUUUGCUGUUGCAGGGUCAUUGGCAGGGUCACUCUUGUGUUUUCUAAAUGGUUGUAUUUACAUUAUUGAUGCAUACAAAGUCUAUUGGACAAGCUGUGUUAAAGGAGUUCACAGUGGACAGAUGGUUCUGCGGUUGGUUGAAGCAAUUGAUGUUUAUCUUGCUGGUACAGUUAUGUUGAUUUUUGGUAUGGGCUUAUACGGAUUGUUCAUAAGCAAUAUUCCUCCUGAUGUUCCACCUACUGUAGACCGUGCCCUUACAGGGUCCUCUUUGUUUGGAAUGUUUGCUAUGAAGGAGAGGCCUAAGUGGAUGAAAAUAUGCUCACUUGAUGAAUUGAAAACAAAGGUGGGACAUGUUAUUGUCAUGAUUCUUCUGGUAAAGAUGUUUGAGAGGAGCAAAAUGGUUACCAUUGCAACUGGAUUGGAUUUACUAAGUUAUUCAGUUUGUAUUUUCUUAUCGUCUGCAUCUUUGUAUAUCCUCCAUAACCUACAUAAGUCAGACUAGAAUGUAAUUGAUAGUGUAAUAUUAUAAAUUCGUGAUCCAAAUCAUUGAAAAUUGAAACAUGAAACCAUACUUGAGUUUGAUUACU
This is a messenger RNA of Vigna umbellata (rice bean), 963 nucleotides long. RefSeq lists its product as uncharacterized. NCBI's taxonomy places the organism in Eukaryota, Viridiplantae, Streptophyta, Magnoliopsida, Fabales, Fabaceae. The record is from RefSeq and is a predicted model, not a curated record.